CACACCUCCAUACCCUCCUCAAACACCAUUUUGGAAGACGAUUUUGCUCAAUGACUGAACUGAAAAACCAAAAAAAAAAAACUCUUCAACGAUUACGACACUUCAUUUCCAACUCAAAAUUAAUAUUAUGAAUUAAGUAUAUUACGUUUGUUUGUAAUAUUAAUAUAUUACUAAAAGAUGUAUGAAUACCAUUGGUAACGUUUUUUUUUUCUGUUUGUAAAGAGUUAGUUUGAGACUUUUUUUGUUCCAAGAAAAACAAACCAUACAUAGAUAAUACUCUAUUCUAUUGUACAACCACUCAAUACUAAUCUAUACACAAUACAUAUAGUGUAUAUAUAUGUCUGUGUAUAAAUAUGGUCUGGUGUGGAUUUAGACUUAGCGGUCUUUUGUCUCAUCUUCAUUGAUACUUUCGUUUGAACUUUGAAGGUACGACGUCUUUCUUUCUUGCUUCUUUCUGCUUUAUCCGUUUGCCCAUUAAAAAAUCAUUUUGCUCUGCUCUGUUCGUGCUAGUUUUGCUUAGACACAGUGAUAUCUUCUUAAUAAUACCAUUUCCUCAUUUUGGUAUCAAAUUAUCUGGUUUUCACUGUUUUAUCGUCGCUUAAGACAUAACUCAGGGCUUGUCAUCUUUCUUAUGUUACUCAAGAAAUAGCGUCUCUCUAUUCAAGUUGUUUUUUGUUGUCUCUCAUCUACUUUAGGAGUUCCGAAUUGAGUUCCAAAGACAGACCAACAUGGAAGACCGGUACAUGAUAAAGAAUGAUGUCACUGAAUUGAUUGGUAACACACCAAUGGUGUAUCUGAAUAAAACUGUGGAUGGUUGCGUGGCCCGUAUCGCUGCAAAGCUGGAGAUGAUGGAGCCUUGCUCUAGUAUCAAAGACAGAAUCGCUUACAGUAUGAUCAAAGAUGCAGAAGACAAAGGAUUGAUUACUCCCGGAAAGAGUACAUUGAUUGAGGCAACGGGUGGUAACACCGGGAUUGGUAUAGCCAGCAUCGGGGCAGCAAGAGGGUAUAAAGUGAUUCUUCUGAUGCCUUCAACGAUGAGCUUAGAGAGGAGAAUCAUUCUGAGAGCGUUAGGUGCUGAGCUUCAUCUCACAGACUCUCACAUUCCAGGAAUGUUGGAGAAAGCUCAAGAGAUUUUAAGCAAAACUCCUGGUGGUUACAUACCUCACCAGUUUUUAAAUCCUGAAAACCCUGAGAUUCAUUACAGAACCACUGGUCCGGAGAUAUGGAGAGAUUCAGCAGGGAAAGUAGAUAUAUUGGUCGCUGGUGUUGGAACUGGUGGUACUGUUACUGGAACAGGCAAGUUCCUUAAGGAGAUGAAUAAAGACAUUAAGAAUCUUGAUAAACAGGUUUGUGUGGUGGAACCUAAAGAAAGUGCGGUACUCAGCGGAGGAGAACCAGGUCCACAUUUGAUCCAAGGGAUUGGCUCUGGUGUCAUUCCAACCAAUUUGGAGUUAAGCAUUGUUGAUGAAAUCAUUCAAGUGACAGGUGAGGAAGCCAUUGAGACAGCCAAGCUUCUUGCUCUCAAAGAAGGAUUGUUGGUAGGAAUAUCCUCUGGAGCCGCAGCAGCAGCUGCGUUAAAGGUUGCUAAACGGCCAGAAAACGCAGGGAAACUCAUUGUGGUGGUUUUUCCUAGUGGAGGAGAACGUUAUUUGUCGACUAAAUUGUUCGAGUCGGUUAGAUAUGAGGCAGAGAAUCUUCCGAUUGAAUGAGUGACAAUUUGUGAUUCUUGUUUGGUUCGGUAAGAGAUGUUGGUACACAAGAUUUGAUUUUAGAGAGCAAGAAGCUUUUGGCUGUCUGUAUAAUUUUGGUACAAGAUGUUGACCACUGUAUAAUCUUUAAAAAGUUACAUGUUCGAUGAUGAAUAAUUAUAGGUUGUUCUUCAUUAAACUGUUCUAAAGACAAAUCAUAAUCUAUCUUAGUAGCUUCACUCGUAUCUUAGACAUCUUUUAUCAUUUGCAAUAACAAUUCCAUUCCACUAAAA
This is a messenger RNA of Thlaspi arvense, 1981 nucleotides long. Lineage: Eukaryota; Viridiplantae; Streptophyta; Magnoliopsida; Brassicales; Brassicaceae. The record is from the annotation of a GenBank genome assembly.